Cynara cardunculus var. scolymus (artichoke) is the source of this 1096-nucleotide messenger RNA. Its product is annotated as probable ribosome-binding factor A, chloroplastic. Gene Ontology annotation, biological process: ribosome biogenesis; rRNA processing. Bases 50 to 739 code for a protein of 229 amino acids. The transcript is spliced from 4 exons. Gene Ontology annotation, molecular function: ribosomal small subunit binding. The record is from RefSeq and is a predicted model, not a curated record. NCBI's taxonomy places the organism in Eukaryota, Viridiplantae, Streptophyta, Magnoliopsida, Asterales, Asteraceae.
UCUUCCUUCCAACCUCUUUUGCCCAGAAGUGACGGGAAGAAUUCCUGUGAUGCCGCAGUCUAUCUUCACCACCAAUCACCACCGUUCUCCGCCGACAACCACCGCAAUAUGCUGCUCUUUGUCGACUUUUCUACCGUCGUUACCGAGUUCGAUUCGGUUCCCAGCGGCGAAAUUCGGUUAUGCGUUGAUGUUCUCGCCAUAUCGGAGUACUAAUGCUGCUAGAAAUAGGGUGGUCAUUUGUAUGGCUAAGGAGAGGAGGGUGAAAAUGGUGGCGAAACAGAUACAGAGAGAGCUUUCUGAUAUGUUGCUGACGGACCAGGUUUUACAGUACGCUAUCCUUCCCGAAGCGGCCCUUGGUGCUGACCGGUAUCUGUCCUCUCUUACCACCAUUAGUGAUGUUGAAGUAUCAUCCGAUUUACAGGUGGUUAAGGUAUAUGUAUCUGUUUUUGGUGAUGAACGAGGAAAGGAGGUAGCCAUUUCUGGGCUGAAGUCAAAAGCAAAAUAUGUCCGUAGCCAGUUGGGCAAGCGUAUGAAACUACGAUUGACUCCUGAGGUACGGUUUAUCGAAGAUGAAUCGUUAGAGAGAGGCAGCAGGGUGAUUGCUAUAUUAGAUAAGAUUAAGAGUGAGAAGACUAUUCAAGAUCCAAAAGUUGACCAAGAUGAGUCAUCCGAUCCAAAUGACGACAAUGAAGAAUGGGAGGAUGAUGAUCCCGAAGAUGACAUCAUCUACGUGAAGUAGUUGCUGUUACAUGAUCUUUUGCUUGUUGCUUCAGAGCUAUGAUUGUUCUACUUUUGCAUGCUUCCUCUCGUGCAGUGUUGAGGCAGUGAAAUUUACUUAUCCAACACAUUCUUUAUCACCUUCAGUGGCAGCUCAUGUUUCUUUUUUCAGGUAAGUUUUAAGAUUGCAUGUCUUAAAGAGUAGAUAGACACUCUGCAAUUCUAUGUUAAUAAGUAUUUAGAAAGAAGAGGGUGGGAAUAUAGUAGUGAUUGAUAUUCUCUUCCCUUAUGACAUAACAUACAUUGUGAUUGAUUCUAUUUUAUCAUUUUUAGGUCAUUCAACUUCAAUAUAUGACACCCUGAAAAAUACUUACCUUCA